Molecule: messenger RNA, 1350 nt
Organism: Schistosoma guineensis
Lineage: Eukaryota; Metazoa; Platyhelminthes; Trematoda; Strigeidida; Schistosomatidae
Source: the annotation of a GenBank genome assembly
AUGGAUCAAUCUGAAGAACCACUUGAUUUAAGAACUGGAUGCAGCAGUUCGUCUCAGGUUUUGGAAAGCUAUGAAAAUAAACACGAGCAUUAUGUGAAACGGAGACCAACAUAUUUAGAAUUAGAAUUUGGGCGUUUUGUCCGAAGAUUAACUCACGAGUUACUCGAUCCUGAUCUUUCAAUUACUCAACAAUCACAAGAACAUUUAACUCAAAUAGAAGAGGCUUGUAAAACCUCAUUUCCUCAAUUUGAUUCACGUCAAAUCAGAUUAAAAAUACGUGGUCAGCUGAAACUGUAUAGACGUAAUUUGAACAAAGUGAAUAAGAAUAUAUCAACAUCUGGUCAAUCCACUCUAUCCCUAAAAUCAACUGUUAUUUCUUCUUUAGCAUCUCUUCCAUCGACUAAUCAUUUAAUUCCAAGUGACAAAGUAGUUUUUCAACAACAAUCAAAUACAUCACUUUCAUCAAAUUUCAAUGACCGAUUCAAUAGAAGUCCUGUUAACUAUGAAUUAAUUAACUUCAUUCAACAAAUGAGUGAAGAAUAUAAGUGUGAAGCGAAAAAUAAGGAGAGAUCAAUAAAUACAUCCAAAAAUGAUGAUAAUGUUCAGCUGUUUAAAUUUAAAGACAAUUUAUCUACCCAAAGUGAUAUAGUUGGGCUAGUUACAGCACCAGAUGCCUUCACAGGAAAGCCAAUAUCAUCUAACUCGACAUCGAACUCAAGCAUGUUAAACAUACUGUAUCCAGUUUCAGGGAAUACAGAUAGUAUGAUAUCCAAAAUGGAACUUAAUCAAAUAAACGCAACAUCCAACACUUCUGUAGAUAAUAAAAAUGAUAAUAAUAUAAAUAUGAUAAACACUGAAUAUGUCUAUUUACCAAAUAAUUCUAUCUCAAAUAUUCCUUUUAUUUAUCCAAUGUCUUUUACUCAACCAUCAUUAAUCUAUCAUUUAAAACAUAAUGAAUCGAAUCCAAUCAAUUCAACUUGUACAACUGAUUUGUCAAAUACAACAAAAUAUUUAGAGCCAGCAGUUUCAAAUAUUACAACUGGUAUAGUAUCCAUGUCGUCUACAACUACACCAUUGUCAGUCUUCUCAACACCAAAUACUAUUACCAGUCUGUUAGCUUUAUCUCUACGUGCAAGUGCAAGUCAUCUUAUUCAAACUGCUAGAUUAUAUAAAAUGUUCAUUCAACCUAUUCAAAGCAUCAGUGAUAAUCACCAGUUAGGAAUUUUAAAUUCUCAAUAUAUAAAUAAUAUAUUUCAUGGUAUUAAUCAUCCACCAGAACUAGAAGACCUAACGAAUAUCCCAUUAAAUCUUGAACAUAAACUAUCCAAAACCAAUUUACAACCGAAAUAA